AUGCCGCCGCGCCAGGAGGCCGCGGCGAGGCCGCGCGUCGAGGGCGGCCCCGCGCCCGCCGCCCCGAGCGGGCCGCGCCCCGUGGCCGUCGUCGGCCUCGCGGGCUCCGGGGCGGCGGCGCGCCUCGCGGAGGCGAGCCGCGCCGCGGAGGCGGAGCUGCAGCUGGCGCCUGGGCAGCGCCCAGACCUGAACGACGGGGAGCACUUCAAGGUCAUGUGGGAUGUCCUCACGAAAACCCUUGGCGGGCUCCCCCUGUUCGGGGCGGAGCACCUCGCGGCGCUGGAGAGGUCCGCCGCAGUCGUGCUGCGCUUCGGCUCCGACGUCUUCCCGCAGGAGACCGCACUGCCCACGCCCUUGAUGCGGCCCUGCUCGUUCCCUGGCGACCCGCCGCUGGACAUGGACUUCGACUACCUGUCCCUGGCGGUGGCGUGCCAGGUCGUCCUGCACCGUCCCGAUCUUGUCUCUGGUGUGCACAGCUUUAAGCAGCUCUACGGGGGGCGCCUGAUCACGGAGAUCAUACCGGAGGCGGGCGAACACACGGAGUUUACGGGAGAGACGCGGCGCAACGACCCCGUGAGGCAGGCGGAGGGAGAGAUGCGGCUGCACGUGGACGACGCGGAUCACCUGCUGCGGGCACGCUUGCAGCUCCUGGUGGGCGUCAAUAACCCUGCAGGAAUCCAGACAACAUUUGCAGUCGUGCCGCAAGACCAGGUCAUCCAGUCCUGGGGAGGCUGCGACGUGGGGCUGCUGCGGCAGCCCCUCUUCCGCAGCUUCCCCCCCAGCAUCGUGAAGCCCGACGCCGUGCCGCUGCGGCCACUGCUCUUCGGCCCGGAGGAGUGGCCGAUGGUGCAGGCUGACCAGAAGGCUCUCCAGAAGCACGCGGAGGCAGAGUUCCCGAGCUUCGAAACUUCUUCGGCGGCGCACGCUUGGAGCGCGUUUCACUCGUUCCUCCGGUCCUCAAGCUGCCUCAGCGGUGUCGUGGUGGGCCCAGGGGACGUGUUGCUCUUGGACAACUACCGCAUGAUGCACGGGCGCGAGGAGAUUCCCCCAGUACCAGACGUGAGUGCCCGCCGCUGGGUGAAGCGGCUGUGGUUGUCAGCAGCACCCAUGGAGGCAGUUCUUGAUGGGUGUGCCCGGUUCCAUGGGCACCCGCGUGUUUUUGACAGGCUGGACGUGUUUGAAAAGCAAGCGUCCAAGCCGCACCCAGACCUCCCCGCCAGCGGUCCGCACGCUGAGAGGAGGCCGUCGCAAUGA
Molecule: messenger RNA, 1254 nt
Organism: Prorocentrum cordatum
Lineage: Eukaryota; Dinophyceae; Prorocentrales; Prorocentraceae
Source: the annotation of a GenBank genome assembly